AUGUGUCAGAACGGCCCGUCGCCGCCCUUCCAGGCCCCUUCGCGGCCCCUUCGCGGCCCCGUUGCUGCCCCUAUUGGCCCCGUCGCCGGCUCCAGCGGCCCCGUUGCCGCCCCUUGCGGCCCCGUCGCCGCCCCUAACGGCCCCGUCGCCGCCCCUAUCGGCUCCGUUGCCGCCUCCAGCGGCCCCUUCGCCGCCCCUUGCGGCCCCGUCGCCGCCCCUAACGGCCCCGUCGCCACCCCUAUCGGCCCCGUCGCCGCCUCCAGCGGCCCCGUCGCCGCCCCUUGCGGCCCCGUCGCCGCCCCUAACGGCCCCGUCGCCGCCCCUAUCGGCCCCGUCGCCGCCUCCAGCGGCCCCGUCGCCGCCCCUUGCGGCCCCGUCGCCGCCCCUUUCGGCCCUGCCUCGACCCUGUCGACGGAGUGGUGCUAG
Messenger RNA from Closterium sp. NIES-65, 426 nucleotides. NCBI's taxonomy places the organism in Eukaryota, Viridiplantae, Streptophyta, Zygnematophyceae, Desmidiales, Closteriaceae. The record is from the annotation of a GenBank genome assembly.